Molecule: messenger RNA, 5824 nt
Organism: Nematostella vectensis (starlet sea anemone)
Lineage: Eukaryota; Metazoa; Cnidaria; Anthozoa; Actiniaria; Edwardsiidae
Product: venom factor
Exons: 38
Coding region: 210-5333 (1707 amino acids)
Cellular component (GO): extracellular region
Molecular function (GO): endopeptidase inhibitor activity; protein binding
Source: RefSeq, a predicted model, not a curated record
GAAGGUCUGCUAUAAAAGCUCCCACGCAAGAGAGACAAGCAUCAAACUGCAGCAAAACCUUUUAGGUACAAAAAGACGUGCAGUAAACUUUACCACAACCUUUCAUCCAAGAGCUGUGCACAGUUAACUGCAGGAAAUUCUUUCACGCGAAGAUACGCACCGUAAAACCUGGAAAGCAUCGAGAGUAGCGCAGCUUUCCAAGCCUCGCCAUGUUGCGGUGUGUAGUACUGAUGCUAGCAAUAGGAUGCUCCUACGCUGUGCAGAGAUAUAUGGUAAUAUCACCCGAUGUUUUCCAUGUGGGAGAACCUGAAAGAGUGUCAAUCGCCGUCUACGAUGUCCCCUCUCCUGUGACCGUCAAGGUCUAUUUGCAGGAUUAUCCGAACAGGCGGAAGACAUUCUCACAAGCACAAGCCGCAUUUGCUAAAGAUAAUCCUGGUUACCUGACAGUCAAGGUGGACCCCGCUGACCUACCUGACCAGGGCUCACAAGACAAGCAAUACGUGUACCUAGUGGCCCAAUGCGAUGAUCCGAAACUAAAGUUCAAGAAAGAAGUCAAAGUGUUGCUGAGCUACAGGGAUGGGGUCAUACUUAUUCAAACAGACAAACCCAUCUACACGCCGGACCAAACAGUCAAAUUCCGUGUGAUUCCACUAGGAUUCGACCUGAAGCCUUCAGCAAAGAAGGUGAAUGUUGUUGUGAAGAAUCCCCAAAAUAUCCGUGUUCAACAGUGGAACUCCAUGUCGACCUCCACGGGAUUCAUCUCCGAGACCAUCAGCCUCGGUUCUUUCGCCAUGCUCGGGAACUGGACAGUGGAGGCUUUCUACGGUCACGGGUUUGUGCAUAACACGUCGACGCAGUUCGAAGUUCGGGAGUAUGUGCUUCCAAGAUUCUACGUCAAAAUUCAGCGACAUCCGCUGAAGAAUUACAUUCUGAGGAAAACAACCCAUUAUCCAAUUUCUAUCAGUGCAAGGUACACAUACGAUAAGCCAGUCGAGGGGCCAGUCAACGUAAGACUGUCUAUUGUGGGAAGAAAACAGGAAUCCAAGCUGCUCAUGGACGUAACUACAAUUCUGAAUGAUGGUAGCUGUAGCCUCAAUUUCAAGCCUGCCAUUAUAAAGGAUCUACCAGACAAAAACCUGUGGUUCCCGGACGGCUUCCGGCUCCAGAUCGAGGCUACGGUCAUCGAAAAGGCGACAGGGCUCAGGGAGAGCGUGACUGACAACUCCAUUCACUUUACCACCACGCCGUUUGUCAUCAAGUACCAGGAAACUGCCGAGUACUUUAGACCAGGCCUACCUUUUCCUGUCAAGGUCAAGGUAACUUACCCUAAUGGGGUACCCGCGGUUAGAAUCCCGAUGAAGCUAAGCGCCAAGGCCACCAAGCGUGACGGUAAAGAGGUCGACGUGGGGCUGAUGGCUAAUGCGGCCAACAUGGACCAGACCGGACCGGAAGGAAAGGCCGAGUUUAUUGUCGACAUACCACGUGAUGUUGCUACACUCAGAGUCAAGGUGAGGACCGAAGAAAAAGACGUCCAGCCCGAAGAGAACGCGGUGAAAGAGUUAAUCGCGCGUGCGUACACGUCUCAAUCCGGGAACUUCCUCAUGGUCAGACAGCUGAGAAAGGCCACGGUUGGCAAGAAUAUCAUCUGUGAGGCAUUUCUCAACAGCAAGGACGUGGAUCGCCUCACUUACGCGAUCAUCGCACGCGGUAAAAUCCUCCACCAAGACACCAUUGUUCGUGAGUUUGGUAUCGUUACCACUAUACGGUUUCGCGCCACAGCAAUGAUGUCACCAUCAGCUCGGCUGAUUGGUUACUAUAUCUCCAAGACAACCGGUGAAGUGGUGACAGACAGCAUCCUAUUGGAUGUGGAAGACGAACUGCCAAACAAGGUCAGACUCAGGGAUGCCGACACAGGCGUACAGACGUUUCCCGGUACUGAUUAUGAGAUCACUGUGUUCGGGGAGCCUGGUACGAGGGUAGGAUUGUUGGCCGUUGACAUGAGCGUGUAUCUGCUGAGAAAUGACAACAGACUCACUAAAGACAGCGUGUAUAAGAAGCUGGAGGAGCUCGACCUUGGCUGUGGCGUGGGAAGCGGCAAGGACAGCAAGGACGUUGUCAAGAAUGCAGGCGCUGUUAUGAUGUCUGGAACUAUUGUCAGUGAUGGCCGACAAAACUAUGGCUGCGAAGCUGCUGUGGAGCGAAGAAAAAGGCGUUCUCUUCCAAUUCUUCAAGAAAUGAACAACACGUGUUGUGCGCUUGGCAAGGAACCUGGCGAUAAAGGGGUUGGGUGUGUCCGCAAACUGCUCCAGUUUGAUUUUCUCACGGAUAAGGUAUCCCCAUGGAUAAGGCCGACGGAGCUCAAACAGUGCUACAAGACUUUCAUUUACUGUUGCCAAGCCCGCUACGGCAAAUCAGAUAUGGGUUUGUUGGCGAGGAGCAUGGACUUUGGCGAUUUCGGUCCCAGCGACGAGGAAUUAAUGGAAAACUCACAAGUCCGCACCUAUUUCCCCGAAACUUGGAUCUACCGAGAGGAACAGAUAGGUGCUGAUAGACAGUCCCGCGUCUUCGCCACCAUUCCUGACACAAUCACCACGUGGGUAGUACAAGCCGUUGCAGUGUCUAACUCAACUGGCCUUGGGAUUGCUAAGCCGUUACAUCUGAAGGCGUUCAAGUCGCUGUUCGUACACCUCACCCUCCCCUACUCAGUACAAAGAGGCGAGCAGAUACAAGUGUUGGCCACGGUCUAUAACUAUCACGCCAAACAACUAAGGAUGAAUUUGUACCUUGUGGGUCAUGAAAAGUUUUGUAGCAAGGUGAAGCCCCGUGCCCGACAGUUGAUCGAGCGAUUCACCAUGAAAGCCCAGAGUUCUCAGACCGUCUCCAUCCUUAUUCUACCCAAGGAGAUCGGGCUUAUUCCUAUCCAGGUGUUUGCGGUCAGUGCCCUGGAAAGCGACAGCGAAUCCAGAAAUCUGCUUGUUGUGCCCGAAGGUGUGGGGCAGAUCAAGACGCAAUCGUUCGUCCUCGAUCCAGCAGGUGUUCUGAAGGACAACCAACAGAUUGGCGAGCGCGCCGAAAAUAAAAACGGGACGGCUUUCAAGAGCAGGUUGUUUGAUGUCCAAGAUGGCAAGAAAAAGCAGAUAGAUAACAUUCUUUUGGAAGUCCCGAAAACCGCAGUUCCAGGUUCCGUUGGGGCAUUUUUGGCUUUUACAGGGAACUUAAUAGGCCCUGUUGUAACCAACCUCAUAAAUGGCGGACUUGAUAAGCUACUGCGCAUGCCAACCGGGUGUGGCGAGCAAACCUUGAUCUAUAUGUCACCUAAUGUCUAUGUUCUGGAAUACUUGUCAAACACACACCAAGUGACGGCUAGCGUCGAGGCGAAGGCAUACAAGUUCAUACAACAAGGCUACCUACGAGAGCUGAAUUAUAGGCGAAAUGAUAAAUCCUUUAGUGCGUGGGGUAACAGGCACCCUGGGAGUACAUGGCUCACAGCGUUCGCGAUGAAAGUAUUUUGCAAGGCUAGUAAGUUUGAUGGCGUUCAAAUCGACUCCAGUCUUGUUUGCGACUCCGUUGGCUGGCUUGUACAGAAUCAGCGUGCAGAUGGGGCCUUCCCAGAGGUCCAUGCGGUCAUUCACCGUGAGAUGGUGGGAGGGGUCUAUCAAAGUGACGUUGCUAUGACAGCAUUCGUGGUAACAACACUACUCGAGUGUAGCUGUAACAACGUGAUCAACACGGCGGCCAUUUCCCGAGGUGUCACUUACUUGGAGAAGGCUAUCCCACAAGUCAAUGGGCCCUAUGUGCUAUCCCUAACAACGUACGCGCUGGCCUUAGCCAACAGCCCAAAGAGAUACGAGGCGAACACGAAACUUGCCAACAUGGCCUUAUAUAACCAAAUAAAAUCCACUCGUCAUUGGAACGCUGGAGGGCAUGCUCUUAAUAUCGAAACCGCAAGCUAUGCACUGCUGGCUCAGAUGGCUUUGAACAAGCUCAAGUACGCAGGUCCAAUAGUGGUGUGGCUGACAGAACAGAAAAACUCGGGCGGGGGAUUCAAGUCAACAACGGAUACCUGUGUUGCUCUGCAAGCGCUGGCCAAAUACAGUGAGCAGACUGCUGGCUCACAGCUCGAUCUAACCGUGAGCCUUCGAUCCGAAAUCGGCGGUCUUAACAGAAAGAUUAGAAUCAACAAGAAAAACGCCCUACUACAACAAAAAAUUGACAUGUUCGACUAUCUUGGAGGCAACAUCUUUAUUGAUACCUUAGGCACAGGUGUGGCCCAGAUGCAAGCUGAGGUCCGGUACAAUGUCCCAUCAGCGAAGAAAGACCGAUGUGACUUCGCACUGUCUAUUCGCGUCACCGAGGACGGGACAGGGAAGACUCUGUCUGCCCUUCCUCAAGGGGACGCCGCUCCUUCCGCCAUGAGACGUAAUGGUAAGAAGAACAAGAAGAAUAAGAAGUGCAAACAUGGGAAACGAAAGAACGGAAAGUGUAGGAAACGCCCAAAGAAGGGCAAGGGAAAGAAAGGGAAGAAGGGAAAAAAAGAUAAGAAUGAGAAGCAACAGAAGAUCCAAGAAGUGAACUCACUGCGCAUCAACGUUUGCACAAGAUAUAAAAAGGCUGGAAAGACAGGAAUGGCUAUAAUCGAUGUUGGUGUGUUCACUGGGUUUGCAGUGGAUGAACGCUCACUGAAAGAGCUGCAGAAAAAGAUGGAAGGAAGCAUUGGGAAAUACGAGAUCUCAGAAAGAUCAGUCGUGUUUUAUAUUAAUGAGAUCCGUAAUGACCGCGACUUGUGCGUCGCGUUUAACGUGACUCGGGUGUUCGAAGUCGGCACCGUUCAGCCUGUCCCCGUCAAAGUGUACGACUAUUACGAGCCUGACGACGCUUGUAUGACGUUCUACGGAGCUAACGAGAACAGCGCACUACGCAUGGGCAUCUGUAACGAAGAGGAAUGCCGCUGCUUACAAGAUAAAUGUACCCCUCGAGACCCGACCGAUGGAGAUCUCAGGAGUCUUGUCUGCAAAAACAACUUCUACGCAAUCAAAGCAAAAGUUCUCUUGGUGGAUGAGGACAGAAGUAUGCUAACAUACACGGUUCAAGUGCUAGAGGUGUAUAACGCAGGGCGACAGAAGGUGAAUAAAGGCAACAUUAUCGAGCUCAAGAAACAGGGGUCUUGUCGGGAGCCGAAUAUGAACAAAAUGGAAGAAUACUUCAUUGCCGGCUCAGGCAAGGGCGGGGUCUACAGCAUCGAUAGCAGCGUGUACGCGGCGCGCUGGACGAGACAAAACGAUAAGAAGCUGAAGAAACUGGCGUCUAGGAUUGAUGGGUCGUGCGCAAAAUAGAGUGUGAACUUGUUACAUAGUGCGUGCUUGUAUAAUGUGGACGUGUAUUUAUAUAGCGUGUAAAGAGGGACGGGAAUUCAGGUGCGACGUACACCUCUUCGGAUCGAUUUUCUUUAAUAAAAAAAACGUAUUUAAGCUAAAAUCUAAAAUACAAAUUAACGUCCAACAAUACCUUUUUAAUACUGGUGGAUGCCCCCCUCCCCCCCCCUCCCCCCAACGGAAUGUCGCCCCUCCUCAUUCGAGCUCCUAGUUUUGCCCAUAUACGUGUACAAUGUUAAUAAGUUUUACACGACAUAGUCACAGCAGUAAAAGAGCAUUGUGGCCGAAUCGAUAUUAUUUGCUUAGGGAAGAGUAAAUUCGUACAGUAUACAAGAAUGUUACCUAUUAUAUGUACUCCACAUAGAUGGCAGAGUAACUUAACGAGUAAAUUAAGCGAAACUAAAUUCAAAAGGCUGUAACUCUAAAUAAACGUUUGAAUUAAUGUUUCCCAA